UAAUUCCAAGCUGAGGCACCACGCUGGCUCUUGCCUGGGGUUCUCAGGAGGGGAGAGUUGAGAGAGGCUUUGCUGCUGAGGAAAUUUAUUUGAUAGAUUGAAGGUUUGAACAGGAGCUACAAAAGCGAAAGGGAAAAAUCCAUAUAAGCCAAUGGUGUCCGGGAAGAAAAUAAGCCCAUUGCCUUGAGUUUGUAGGUGCCACUACUACUCUGGGAAAAUGGCAGAUGACGAAGAAUAUGAGGAGGUGGUGGAGUACUACACAGAAGAAAUAGUCUAUGAGCAGGUGCCAGGGGAGACAAUAACAGAAAUCUAUGAAACCACGACGACGACAACACCUGCCUAUGGACAAUCAGAAACUUACAAACCAGCUGUGGCACAGCCAGUACCGGCAAAGCCAGAGCAGAGGAAGAAGGUUAUCCGGAAGAAAGUGGAUUCUUCAAAGUUCAUGACCCCCUACAUCGAACACAGUCAGAAAAUGCAAAAUCUAUUUAGCCCAAACAAAUACAAGGAGAACUAUGAGAAAGCAAAAGGACAGUCUUAUGCCAUCACUACCGAUACCCCAGAACUUCGCAGAAUCAAGAAAGUACAAGAUCAACUCAGUGAGGUUAAGUAUCGAACGGAUGGUGAUGUCGCUAAAACUAUCUGUCAUGUAGAUGAAAAAGCAAAAGACAUUGAGCACGCCAAGAAAGUGUCGCAGCAAGUCAGUAAGGUUUUAUACAAGCAGAACUGGGAAGACACCAAGGAUAAGUACCUGCUUCCCCCUGAUGCCCCUGAACUUGUCCAGGCCAUUAAGAACACAGCCAUGUUCAGCAAGAAAUUGUACACUGAAGACUGGGACGCCGACAAGAGUUUGUUUUACCCAUAUAACGAUAGCCCAGAGCUGAGAAGGGUCGCCCAAGCCCAGAAAGCUCUCAGUGAUAUUGCCUACAAAAAAGGUCUGGCUGAACAGCAAGCUCAGUUCACAUCUCUGCCAGAUCCUCCAGAUAUAGAAUUUGCCAAGAAAGUGACCAAUCAAGUGAGCAAGCAAAAAUACAAGGAAGACUAUGAAAAUAAAGUCAAAGGCAAAUGGAGUGAGACGCCUUGCUUUGAAGUUGCAAACGCCAGAAUGAAUGCUGAUAACAUGAGCACAAGGAAAUACCAGGAAGACUUUGAGAAUAUGAAAGACCAGAUCUACUUCAUGCAGACUGAAACCCCAGAGUACAAAGUGAAUAAACAAGCUGGGCUGGCAGCUAGCAAGGUAAAAUACAAAGAAGACUAUGAAAAGAAAAAGGGAAAAGCAGAUUAUAAUGUGCUUCCUGCUUCAGAGAACCCGCUGCUCAGGCAGCUGAAGGCGGCAGGAGAGGUCUUGAGUGAUAAACUGUACAAGGAAAACUAUGAAAAGACAAAGGCAAAGAGCAUAAAUUACUGCGAGACCCCCAAAUUUCAGCUUGAUACAGUUCUGCAGAACUUCACUAGUGAUACUAAAUACAAAGAUGCCUAUGUAAAGGAUAUUUUGGGACAUUACGUAGGCAGCCCUGAGGAUCCAUAUCAUGCACACUGCAUGAAAAUUGCAGCUCAAAACAGUGACAAAAACUACAAAGCAGAAUAUGAAGAGGACAGAGGCAGAGGCUUCUUCCCCCAGACCAUAACUCAAGAAUAUGAAGCCAUGAAGAAACUAGAUAAGUGCAAAGACCAUGCCUACAAAGUCCAUCCAGAUAAGACAAAAUUCACUCAAGUUACUGACUCUCCUGUUCUGGUGCAGGCCCAAGUCAAUUCCAAGCAACUGAGCGAUCUCAAUUACAAAGCAAAACAUGAAAAUGAAAAAUUCAAGUGCCACAUACCUCCAGAUACCCCUGCCUUCAUCCAGCACAGAGUCAACGCGUAUAACCUGAGUGAUAAUGUUUAUAAGCAAGACUGGGAGAAGGACAAAGCCAAGAAGUUUGACAUCAAAGUGGACGCCAUUCCCCUGCUGGCAGCCAAAGCCAACAGCAGGAUCGCUAGCGAUGUGAUGUACAAGAAAGACUAUGAGAAAAGCAAAGGGAAAAUGAUCGGAGCCCUCAGCAUUAAUGACGAUCCCAAGAUGCUGCACUCUUUGAAGACGGCCAGAAACCAGAGUGAUAGAUUAUACAAGGAAAACUAUGAGAAGACAAAGGCAAAGAGCAUGAAUUACUGCGAGACCCCUAAAUACCAGCUGGAUACUGAGCUGAAGAACUUUAGUGAGGCUAGGUAUAAAGAUUGGUAUGUACAGAACAUGCUGGGACAUUAUGUAGGCAGCCCUGAGGACCCAUAUCAAGCGCACUGCAUGAAAGUUUCAGCUCAAAACAGUGACAAAAAUUACAAAGCAGAAUAUGAAGAAGACAAAGGGAAAUGCUAUUUCCCUCAGACAAUAACACAGGAAUAUGAAGCAAUCAAGAAGCUGGACCAGUGUAAAGAUCAUACCUACAAAGUUCAUCCGGAUAAGACCAAAUUCACUCCUGUCACUGAUACACCUGUACUGUUGCAAGCGCAGAGGAACACGAAACAGCUCAGCGAUCUGAGUUACAAAGCAAAACAUGAAGGUGAGAAGUUCAAAUGCAAUGUACCAGCAGAUGCUCCACAAUUUAUCCAACACAGAGUCAACGCUUAUAACCUGAGUGAUAAUGUUUAUAAGCAAGACUGGGAGAAGAGCAAGGCCAAGAAGUUUGACAUCAAAGUGGACGCCAUUCCCCUGCUGGCAGCCAAAGCCAACAGCAGGAUCGCUAGCGAUGUGAUGUACAAGAAAGACUAUGAGAAAAGCAAAGGGAAAAUGAUCGGAGCCCUCAGCAUUAAUGACGAUCCCAAGAUGCUGCACUCUUUGAAGACGGCCAGAAACCAGAGUGAUAGAUUAUACAAGGAAAACUAUGAGAAGACAAAGGCAAAGAGCAUGAAUUACUGCGAGACCCCUAAAUACCAGCUGGAUACUGAGCUGAAGAAUUUUAGUGAGGCUAGGUAUAAAGAUUGGUAUGUACAGAACAUGCUGGGACAUUAUGUAGGCAGCCCUGAGGACCCAUAUCAAGCACACUGCAUGAAAGUUUCAGCUCAAAACAGUGACAAAAAUUACAAAGCAGAAUAUGAAGAAGACAAAGGGAAAUGCUAUUUCCCUCAGACAAUAACACAGGAAUAUGAAGCAAUCAAGAAGCUGGACCAGUGUAAAGAUCAUACCUACAAAGUUCAUCCAGACAAGACCAAAUUCACUCCUGUCACUGAUACACCUGUACUGUUGCAAGCGCAGAGGAACACGAAACAGCUCAGCGAUCUGAAUUACAAAGCAAAACAUGAAGGUGAGAAGUUCAAAUGCAAUGUACCAGCAGAUGCUCCACAAUUUAUCCAACACAGAGUCAACGCUUAUAACCUGAGUGAUAAUGUUUAUAAGCAAGACUGGGAGAAGGACAAGGCCAAGAAGUUUGACAUCAAAGUGGACGCCAUUCCCCUGCUGGCAGCCAAAGCCAACAGCAGGAUCGCUAGCGAUGUGAUGUACAAGAAAGACUAUGAGAAAAGCAAAGGGAAAAUGAUCGGAGCCCUCAGCAUUAAUGACGAUCCCAAGAUGCUGCACUCCUUGAAGACGGCCAGAAACCAGAGCGAUCGUGAAUAUCGUAAAGACUAUGAAAAGUCAAAAACUAUCUACACAGCACCUCUUGAUAUGCUCCAAGUCACUCAAGCUAAGAAAUCUCAGGCAAUUGCCAGUGAUGUGGAUUAUAAGCACCUCUUACACGAUUACAGCUACCCGCCUGAUAGCAUCAACGUGGACCUCGCCAAGAAGGCUUACGCACUGCAGAGUGAUGUUGAAUACAAAGCUGACUACAACAGCUGGAUGAAAGGUUGUGGCUGGGUGCCUUUUGGGUCCUUAGAAAUGGAAAAGGCAAAGCGAGCCUCAGACAUCCUGAAUGAGAAAAAAUAUCGCCAACAUCCAGACACUCUCAAGUUUACCUCAAUUGAAGAUGCUCCAAUUAUAGUACAGUCUAAAAUUAACCAGGCACAGAGGAGUGACAUUGCCUACAAAGCCAAAGGAGAGGAAAUUCUUCACAAAUAUAACCUGCCAGUGGACCUGCCCCAGUUCAUUCAGGCUAAAGUCAAUGCCUACAAUAUCAGUGAGAAUAUGUACAAAGCUGACUUGAAAGAUCUGACCAAGAAGGGAUAUGACCUGAGAACUGACGCGAUUCCCAUCAAAGCCGCCAAAGCUGCCAGACAGGCGGCAAGUGACGUUCAGUACAAAAAAGAUUAUGAAAAAGCCAAAGGGAAAAUGGUUGGCUUCCAAAGUCUCCAAGAUGAUCCUAAACUAGUUCAUUAUAUGAAUGUGGCCAAGAUACAAUCAGACCGCGAGUAUAAAAAAGACUAUGAGAAGACAAAGACGAAACACAACACACCCCAUGAUAUGUUCAACAUUGUGGCAGCUAAGAAAGCUCAGGAUGUUGCCAGCAAUGUCAACUAUAAGCACUCACUCCAUCAUUACACGUACCUCCCUGAUGCCAUGGACCUGGAGUUAUCUAAAAACAUGAUGCACCUACAGAGUGAUAACGCCUACAAGGAAGAUUACAACACCUGGAUGAAAGGCAUAGGCUGGAUACCUAUCGGCAGUCUGGAUGCAGAAAAAGUUAAAAAGGCAGGUGAUGCCCUGAAUGAAAAGAAGUAUAGGCAACAUCCCGACACCCUCAAAUUUACCAGCAUCGUGGACUCUCCGGUUAUGGUCCAGGCAAAACAGAACACGAAGCAAAUCAGUGAUAUUUUAUACAAAGCUAAAGGAGAAGAUGUGAAACAUAAAUUUACUAUGAGUUCUGAUCUUCCUCAGUUUCUCCAGGCCAAGUGCAAUGCUUACAAUAUAAGUGAUGUCUGUUAUAAGCGGGACUGGCAUGAUCUAAUAGCCAAGGGCAACAAUGUGCUGGGAGACGCUAUUCCCAUCGCUGCAGCCAAAGCCUCAAGAAACAUUGCCAGUGAUUAUAAAUACAAGGAAGCUUAUGAGAAGUCAAAGGGAAAGCACGUGGGUUUUAGAAGCCUUCAGGAUGAUCCCAAGCUGGUCCACUACAUGAAUGUGGCAAAGUUGCAGUCUGACCGUGAAUACAGGAAGAAUUACGAGAACACCAAAACCAGCUACCAUACCCCUGGGGACAUGGUUAGCAUUACAGCUGCAAAGAUGGCCCAGGAUGUUGUCACCAAUGUCAACUACAAACAACCGAUCCAUGAUUACACAUACCUGCCUGAUGCCCUGAGCCUUGAGCAUACUAGGAAUGUGAAUCAGAUUCAGAGUGAUAAUGUGUAUAAAGACGAGUAUAACAACUUCUUCAAAGGCAUUGGAUGGAUCCCUAUUGGUUCUCUGGAGGUUGAGAAGGUCAGGAAAGCAGGUGAUGCCUUAAAUGAGAGGAAGUAUCGUCAGCACCCAGAUACCAUCAAGUUCACAAGUGUGCCUGAUUCCAUGGGCAUGGUUUUGGCUCGGCAGAACACAAAGCAGCUAAGUGAUUUGAACUACAAGGUAGAAGGGGAGAAACUGAAGCACAAGUACACUAUGGACCCCGAAUUGCCUCAGUUUAUUCAAGCCAAAGUCAAUGCCCUCAAUAUGAGUGAUGCUCAUUAUAAAGCAGACUGGAAGAAAACCCUUGCUAAGGGCUGUGUUUUAGGAUCAGAUGCCAUACCAAUUGUUGCUGCAAAAAGUUCAAGGAAUAUUGCCAGUGAUUUCAUAUAUAAGGAGGCUUACGAGAAAGCCAAAGGCAAGCAAAUUGGAUUCCUCAGUCUUCAGGAUGAUCCUAAACUGGUUCACUACAUGAAUGUAGCCAAAAUACAGUCCGAUCGUGAAUACAAAAAGGGUUAUGAAGCCAGCAAGACCAGGUAUCACACACCCUUGGAUAUGCUCAGUGUGACAGCAGCCAAGAAAUCUCAGGAGGUCGUCACCAACACCAACUACAGGCAGCCCUUCCACAGCUACACCCUGCUGCCUGAUGCCUUGAAUGUGGAGCACUCCAGGAACGCGAUGCAGAUCCAGAGUGACAAUCUAUACAAAUCUGACUUCAACUGGAUGAAGGGGAUCGGCUGGAUACCAAUCCAGUCGCUGGAGGUGGAGAAGGUGAGGAAAGCAGGAGAUAUCCUCAGUGAGAAAAAAUAUCGGCAGCAUCCUGAGAAGCUGAAGUUCACGUAUGCCAUGGACACAAUGGAACAAGCCCUUAACAAGAGUAACAAACUGAUCAUGGAUAAGAGACGCUACACUGACAAGUGGAACAAAGACAAGACCACUAUUCACGUGAUGCCUGAUACCCCAGACAUUCUACUCUCCAGAAUGAACCAGAUCACGAUGAGUGAUAAACUGUACAAAGCUGGCUGGGAAGAAGAAAAGAAGAAAGGCUAUGACAUGACGCCUGAUGCCAUCCCGAUAAAGGCUGCCAAAGCCUCUCGGGACAUUGCCAGCGACUACAAAUAUAAGCAAGCCUAUGAACAAACCAAAGGAAAACACAUUGGCUUCCGGAGCCUAGAGGACGACCCCAAGUUGGUACACUUCAUGCAGGUGGCCAAGAUGCAGUCAGACCGGGAAUACAAGAAGGGAUAUGAGAAAUCCAAGACAUCCUUCCACACCCCGGUGGACAUGUUAAGUGUGGUGGCAGCCAAGAAGUCUCAGGAAGUGGCCACCAACACUAACUACAGGAACCUGAUCCAUACCUACAACAUGCUUCCUGAUGCCAUGAGCUUCGAACUAGCCAAAAAUAUGAUGCAGAUUCAAAGUGAUAAUCAGUACAAAGCUGACUAUGCUGAUUUCAUGAAGGGCAUUGGAUGGCUCCCUCUGGGCUCCCAGGAGGCUGAGAAAAACAAGAAAGCCAUGGAGAUUAUUAGUGAAAAGAAGUACCGCCAACGCCCAGACACUUUGAAGUAUUCCUCAUUGAUGGACUCAAUGAACAUGGUUUUGGCUCAAAAUAAUGCAAAAAUUAUGAAUGAACACCUCUAUAAACAAGCAUGGGAGGCUGACAAGACCAAAGUCCACAUCAUGUCUGAUAUCCCCCAGAUUAUUCUGGCAAAGGCAAAUGCAAUUAACAUGAGUGAUAAACUCUACAAGCUUUCUUUGGAAGAGGCUAAAAAGAAAGGCUGUGAUCUCAGAGCUGACGCAAUUCCUAUCAAAGCUGCCAAGGCUUCAAGAGAUAUUGCAAGUGAUUAUCAAUACAGACACAAUUAUGAAAAGGAGAGGGGCAAAAUGGUUGGCUUCCGCAGUCUUGAGGAUGACCCCAAAUUAGUCCAUUCCAUGCAAGUGGCUAAGAUGCAAUCUGAUCGAGAGUACAAGAAGAACUAUGAGAAGACGAAGACCAGCUACCACACCCCUGCCGACAUGCUCAGUGUCACAGCCGCCAAGGAUGCUCAAGCCAAUAUCACCAACACCAACUACAAGCACCUGAUUCACAAGUACAUCCUUCUUCCAGAUGCCAUGAACAUUGAGCUGACCAGGAAUAUGAACCGCAUACAGAGUGAUAAUGAAUAUAAACAGGACUACAAUGAAUGGUACAAAGGGCUUGGCUGGAGUCCAGCUGGUUCUCUAGAAGUGGAGAAGGCCAAGAAAGCAACUGAAUAUGCCAGUGAUCAGAAAUACCGCCAGCACCCUAGCACCUUCCAGUUUAAGAAGCUGACCGACUCCAUGGACAUGGUUCUUGCCAAACAGAACGCACAUACCAUGAACAAGCACUUAUACACCAUUGACUGGAACAAAGAUAAAACCAAGAUUCAUGUGAUGCCAGAUACACCAGAUAUUUUACAAGCCAAGCAGAAUCAAAUCCAGUACAGUGAGAAACUUUAUAAACUUGGAUGGGAAGAAGCUUUGAAGAAAGGCUAUGACCUUCCACUUGAUGCAAUUUCUGUGCAGGCAGCCAAAGCUUCAAGAGACAUUGCUAGUGAUUUUAAAUACAAACAAGGUUAUCGCAAGCAACUCGGCCACCAUAUUGGAUUCCGGAGUCUGCAAGAUGAUCCAAAGCUUGUGUUGUCCAUGAAUGUAGCCAAAAUGCAGAGUGAAAGAGAAUACAAGAAGGACUUUGAGAAGUGGAAAACCAGGUACACCAGCCCAGUGGACAUGUUGGGAGUGGUGCUGGCCAAGAAAUGUCAGGCCUUGGUCAGUGAUGUGGACUAUAAGAAUUACCUGCACCAGUGGACAUGCCUGCCCGACCAGAACGAUGUUAUUCACGCUAAAAAAGCUUAUGAACUACAGAGUGAGAAUAUUUAUAAGUCUGACCUUGAGUGGCUGAAAGGCAUAGGAUGGAGUCCCCUGGGUUCUUUGGAGGCAGAAAAGAACAAGAAAGCUUCGGAAAUCAUUAGUGAGAAGAAAUAUCGCCAGCCUGCAGACCAAAACAAGUUCACCAGCAUUCCUGAUGCCAUGGACAUAGUUCUGGCAAAGACAAAUGCCAAAAAUAGGAGUGAUAGACUUUAUAGAGAAGCUUGGGACAAAGACAAGACUCAAGUCCACAUCAUGCCUGAUACACCUGACAUUAUUUUGGCUAAAGCAAACUUAAUCAAUACAAGUGAUAAACUCUACCGAAUGGGUUAUGAGGAGCUGAAGAAAAAAGGUUAUGAUCUUCCACUUGAUGCCAUACCCAUCAAAGCAGCCAAAGCAUCCCGAGAAAUUGCCAGUGAAUACAAGUACAAGGAAGGUUUUCGCAAGCAGCUUGGCCACCACAUUGGAGCCCGGGACAUCAAAGAUGACCCCAAGAUGAUGUGGUCCAUGCAUGUGGCCAAGAUCCAGAGUGACAGGGAGUACAAGAAGGACUUUGAGAAGUGGAAGACCAAGUUCAGCAGCCCAGUGGACAUGCUGGGGGUGGUCCUGGCCAAGCAGUGCCAGACCUUAGUCAGUGAUGUGGACUAUAAGAACUACCUGCAUGAGUGGACGUGCCUGCCCGACCAGAACGACGUCAUCCACGCUCGGCGGGCCUACGACCUCCAGAGCGACAAUUUGUACAAGGCCGACCUUCAGUGGCUCAAAGGCAUUGGCUGGCUACCUAGUGGCUCUCUUGAGGAUGAGAAAAACAAGAGAGCAACCCAGAUUUUGAGUGACCACGUUUACCGUCAGCACCCAGAUAAAUUCAAGUUUUCCAGCCUUAUGGACUCCAUCCCGAUGGUUUUGGCAAAAAAUAAUGCUAUUACCAUGAACCACCGCCUCUAUACAGAAGCUUGGGAUAAAGAUAAAACCACUGUCCACAUUAUGCCAGAUACCCCUGAAGUUUUACUGGCUAAACAAAACAAAAUAAAUUACAGCGAGAAACUAUAUAAACUUGGUCUAGAAGAAGCCAGGAAUAAAGGCUGUGAUAUGCGGUUAGAUGCCAUUCCCAUCAGAGCUGCCAAGGCCUCCAGAGAUAUUGCAAGCGAGUUCAAGUACAAAGAAGGCUAUCGUAAGCAGCUCGGCCAUCACAUUGGUGCCCGAGCGAUACAUGACGACCCUAAGAUGAUGUGGUCCAUGCAUGUGGCCAAGAUCCAGAGUGACAGGGAGUACAAGAAGGACUUUGAGAAGUGGAAGACCAAGUUCAGCAGCCCAGUGGACAUGCUGGGGGUGGUCCAGGCCAAGCAGUGCCAGACGUUAGUCAGUGAUGUGGACUAUAAGAACUACCUGCACGAGUGGACGUGUCUGCCCGACCAGAACGACGUUAUCCACGCUCGGCGGGCCUACGACCUCCAGAGCGACAACAUGUACAAGUCUGAUCUCCAGUGGCUGAAGGGCAUCGGCUGGGUUCCCAUCGGCUCUUUGGAUGUGGAAAAAUGCAAAAGGGCAACUGAAAUUCUGAGUGAUAAAAUCUACCGCCAGCCUCCAGACAAGUUCAAAUUUACCAGUGUAACUGAUUCUCUGGAGCAAGUGUUGGCCAAGAAUAAUGCCAUCAACAUGAACAAGCAUUUAUACACGGAAGCCUGGGACAAAGACAAGACCCAGAUCCACAUCAUGCCAGACACACCAGAAAUUAUGUUAGCAAGAAUGAACAAAAUCAACUACAGUGAGACUCUGUAUAAACUUGCCAACGAAGAAGCAAAGAAGAAAGGCUAUGACUUGCGAAGCGAUGCCAUCCCGAUCGUGGCAGCCAAGGCCUCCAGGGACAUCGCCAGUGAUUACAAAUACAAAGAUGGGUACCGCAAGCAGCUCGGCCAUCACAUUGGAGCCCGGAACGUUAAUGAUGACCCCAAGAUGAUGUGGUCCAUACAUGCAGCCAAGAUCCAGAGUGACAGGGAGUACAAGAAGGACUUUGAGAAGUGGAAGACCAAGUUCAGCAGCCCAGUGGACAUGAUGGGGGUGGUCCAGGCCAAGAAGUGCCAGACGUUAGUCAGUGAUGUGGACUAUAAGAACUACCUGCACGAGUGGACGUGUCUGCCCGACCAGAACGACGUUAUCCAUGCUCGGCAGGCCUACGACCUCCAGAGCGACAAUGUUUACAAGUCUGAUCUCCAGUGGCUGAGAGGCCUUGGCUGGGUCCCCAUCGGGUCUGUGGAAGAGGUCAAGUGCAAGAGAGCUGCGGAGAUACUGAGUGACAACCUCUACCGCCAGCCCCCAGAGAAGCUGAAAUUUACCAGUGUAACUGACACCCCGGAGCAGGUGCUGGCCAGGAGCAAUGCCAUCAACAUGAACAAGCAUUUAUACACAGAAGCCUGGGAUAAAGACAAGACUCAAGUUCAUAUAAUGCCUGACACCCCGGAGAUCAUGUUGGCAAGGCAGAACAAGGUCAACUACAGUGAGACUCUGUAUAAACUUGCCAACGAAGAAGCAAAGAAGAAAGGCUAUGACUUGCGGAGCGAUGCCAUCCCGAUCGUGGCAGCCAAGGCCUCCAGGGACAUCAUCAGUGAUUACAAAUACAAAGAUGGUUACCGCAAGCAGCUCGGCCAUCACAUUGGAGCCCGGAACGUUAAUGACGACCCCAAGAUGAUGUGGUCCAUACAUGCAGCCAAGAUCCAGAGCGAGAGGGAGUACAAGAAGGACUUUGAGAAGUGGAAGACCAAGUUCAGCAGCCCAGUGGACAUGCUGGGGGUGGUCCAGGCCAAGAAGUGCCAGACGUUAGUCAGUGAUGUGGACUAUAAGAACUACCUGCACGAGUGGAUGUGUCUGCCCGACCAGAACGACGUCAUCCAUGCUCGGCGGGCCUACGACCUCCAGAGCGACAACAUUUAUAAAUCAGAUCUCCAAUGGCUGAGAGGCCUUGGCUGGGUCCCCAUCGGGUCUGUGGAAGAGGUCAAGUGCAAGAGAGCUGCGGAGAUACUGAGUGACAACCUCUACCGCCAGCCUCCGGAGAAGCUGAAAUUUACCAGUGUAACUGACACCCCGGAGCAGGUGCUGGCCAGGAGCAAUGCCAUCAACAUGAGCAAGCAUUUAUACACAGAAGCCUGGGAUAAAGACAAGACUCAAGUUCAUAUAAUGCCUGACACCCCGGAGAUCAUGUUGGCAAGGCAGAACAAGGUCAACUACAGUGAGACUCUGUAUAAACUUGCCAACGAAGAAGCAAAGAAGAAAGGCUAUGACUUGCGGAGCGAUGCCAUCCCGAUCGUGGCAGCCAAGGCCUCCAGGGACAUCAUCAGUGAUUACAAAUACAAAGAUGGUUACCGCAAGCAGCUCGGCCAUCACAUUGGAGCCCGGAACGUUAAUGACGACCCCAAGAUGAUGUGGUCCAUACAUGCAGCCAAGAUCCAGAGCGAGAGGGAGUACAAGAAGGACUUUGAGAAGUGGAAGACCAAGUUCAGCAGCCCAGUGGACAUGAUGGGGGUGGUCCAGGCCAAGAAGUGCCAGACGUUAGUCAGUGAUGUGGACUAUAAGAACUACCUGCACGAGUGGACGUGUCUGCCUGACCAGAACGACGUCAUCCACGCUCGUCAGGCCUACGACCUCCAGAGCGACAACAUUUAUAAAUCAGAUCUCCAGUGGCUGAGAGGCCUUGGCUGGGUCCCCAUCGGGUCUGUGGAAGAGGUCAAGUGCAAGAGAGCUGCGGAGAUACUGAGUGACAACCUCUACCGCCAGCCUCCGGAGAAGCUGAAAUUUACCAGUGUAACUGACACCCCGGAGCAGGUGCUGGCCAGGAGCAAUGCCAUCAACAUGAGCAAGCACUUAUACACAGAAGCGUGGGAUAAUGACAAGACCCAAAUCCACAUUAUGCCUGACACACCUGAAAUUAUGUUGGCAAGAAAAAAUAAAAUAAAUUACAGUGAGAACUUCUAUCGCCAGGCUAUGGAAGAGGCCAAGAAAGAAGGCUGUGACUUCAGAAGUGACGCCAUUCCCAUUGUGGCUGCCAAGGCCUCCCGGGACAUUGCUAGUGAUUACAAAUACAAAGAAGCUUAUCGCAAGCAGCUGGGUCACCACAUUGGCGCCCGAAAGGUGCAAGAUGACCCCAAGAUUAUGUGGUCCAUCCACAUUGCCAAAGUCCAGAGUGACCGUGAGUACAAGAAAGAAUUUGAGAAGUACAAGACCAGGUACAGCAGCCCAGUGGACAUGCUUGGUAUCGUUUUGGCCAAGAAAUGUCAGACCUUAGUCAGUGACGUGGACUAUAAGCAUCCUUUGCAUGAGUGGACCUGCCUGCCUGACCAGAACGACGUCAUCCAGGCUCGGAAAGCUUAUGACCUCCAGAGUGAUAAUUUGUAUAAGUCAGACCUUGAAUGGCUGAAAGGCAUUGGCUGGGUUCCGAUUGGCUCCUUCGAAGUUCUGAGAGCCAAGAGAGCCGCAGAGAUCCUGAGUGAUAAUAUCUACCGCCAGCGACCAGAGACACUGAAAUUUACCUGCGUAACUGACACUCCAGAGCAGGUGCUGGCAAAAAGCAAUGCUAUAAACAUGAAUAAGCGACUGUAUACUGAAGCCUGGGACAAUGAUAAGAAAACAAUUCAUGUCAUGCCUGAUACACCAGAAAUCAUGCUAGCCAAACUCAACCGAAUAAACUACAGUCAUAAACUCUAUAGACUUGCUUUGGAAGAGUCCAGGAAGGAAGGCUGUGACUUACGUUUGGACGCUAUUCCAAUCCAAGCAGCCAAGGCUUCAAGAGAGAUUGCUAGUGAUUACAAGUACAAGGAAGGCUACCGCAAGCAGCUCGGCCACCACAUUGGGGCCCGUAAGAUUGAGGAUGACCCCAAGAUGAUGUGGUCUAUCCAUGCGGCCAAGAUCCAGAGCGAGAGGGAGUACAAGAAGGACUUUGAGAAGUGGAAGACCAAGUUCAGCAGCCCAGUGGACAUGAUGGGGGUGGUCCAGGCCAAGAAGUGUCAGGUCCUUGUAAGCGACAUAGACUACAAGCAUCCCCUACACGAAUGGACCUGUCUGCCCGAUCAGAAUGACAUCAUUCAGGCUCGGAAGGCCUACGACCUUCAGAGUGACGCUAUUUACAAGGCUGAUCUUGAGUGGCUGAGAGGCAUUGGAUGGGUGCCCAUUGGUUCUGUACAGGUGGAGCAUGUGAAGAGAGCUGGAGAUAUCCUGAGUGAGAGAAAGUACCGCCUGCCUGCAGAGCAGCUCAAAUUCACAUGCAUUACAGACACCCCAGAGAUUGUCCUGGCAAAAAAUAAUGCCCUGACAAUGAGCAAGCAUUUAUAUACAGAAGCUUGGGAUACUGAUAAAACCUCCAUCCAUGUAAUGCCGGACACCCCAGGAAUCAUUCUGGCCAAGACCAAUUCUGCCAAUAUCAGCCAAAAACUUUACACCAAGGGAUGGGAUGAAUCAAAGAUGAAGGACUAUGAUCUGAGAGCUGAUGCUAUUUCCAUCAAAAGUGCUAAGGCUUCGAGGGACAUUGCCAGUGACUACAAAUAUAAAGAAGCAUAUGAGAAACAGAGAGGCCACCACAUUGGAGCCCGGCGCGUUGAGGAUGACCCCAAGAUUAUGUGUGCCAUACACGCAGGGAAGAUUCAAAGUGAAAGGGAGUACAAGAAGGAUUUCCAGAAGUGGAAGACCAAGUUCAGCAGCCCAGUGGACAUGUUAGGCAUCUUGCUGGCCAAGAAAUGUCAGAUUCUUGUCAGUGACAUUGAUUAUCGGAACUACCUGCAUCACUGGACAUGCUUACCCGACCAAAAUGACAUUAUCCAAGCCAAGAAGGCCUACGAUCUUCAGAGUGACAGUGUGUAUAAAGCAGACCUGGAAUGGCUGCGCGGCAUUGGCUGGAUGCCAGAAGGCUCCGUAGAAAUGAACAGGGUGAAGGUUGCUCAAGACCUGAUAAAUGAAAGACUCUAUAGAACACGGCCAGAAGCCUUGACGUUCACCUCCAUUGUUGACACCCCAGAAGUUGUCCUGGCAAAAGCUAAUUCUCUGCAAAUGAGUGAGAAACUAUAUCAAGAAGCAUGGAAUAAAGAUAAAGCCAACAUCAGCAUUCCUCCUGACACACCAGUCAUGCUACAGGCCCACAUCAAUGCCUUGCAGAUCAGCAAUAAACUCUACCAGAAAGACUGGGAUGAAGCCAAACAGAAAGGCUAUGACAUAAAGGCAGAUGCCAUUGAAAUCAAACGUGCCAAAGCCUCCAGAGAAAUUGCCAGCGAGUACAAAUACAAAGAAGGUUACCGUAAGCAACUGGGCCACCAUGUGGGUUUCCGUACCCUACAAGAUGACCCCAAAUUGGUAUGGUCUAUACAUGCUGCCAAGAUCCAGAGUGACAGAGAAUACAAGAAAGCUUAUGAGAAGUCUAAAGGAAUUCACAAUACACCAUUGGACAUGAUGUCAAUUGUCCAGGCCAAGAAAUGCCAGGUCCUGGUUAGCGACAUUGAUUAUCGCAAUUAUCUGCACCAGUGGAUAUGUCUGCCGGAUCAGAAUGAUGUGAUCCAAGCUAAGAAAGCCUACGAACUGCAGAGCGAUAAUGUGUACAAGUCAGACCUGGAGUGGUUGAAGGGUAUAGGAUGGUUGCCAGAGGGCUCUGUGGAAGUGAUGAGAGUGAAGAAUGCUCAGAACCUCUUGAAUGAAAGAUUGUAUCGUAUAAGGCCAGAGGCCCUCAAAUUCACCAGCAUUGCUGAUACCCCUGAAAUCAUCAUGGCAAAGAUCAACUCUGUACAGAUCAGUGAGCCAUUGUAUCGCGAUGCCUGGGACAAAGAGAAGGCUAAUGUGAAUGUGCCACCUGACACCCCACUGAUGCUGCAGUCCAAGAUCAACUCCAUACAGAUCAGCAAUAAAAAAUAUCAGCAAGCUUGGGAAGAUGUCAAGAUGACAGGUUAUGACCUGCGAGCAGAUGCCAUAGGUUUCCAACGUGCCAAAGCUUCCAGGGAUAUUGCCAGUGAUUAUCUGUACAAAAAUGCUUAUGAGAAACAAAAAGGCCAUUAUAUUGGAUGUCGCAAUGCCAAAGAAGACCCUAAACUGGUCUGGGCAGCAAAUGUGUUGAAGAUGCAGAAUGAUAGGCUGUACAAAAAGGUCUACAAUGACCACAAGGCCAAGAUCACCAUCCCAGUAGACAUGGUGUCCAUCAGUGCUGCCAAAGAAGGCCAGGCAUUAGCAAGCGAUGUGGACUAUCGCCAGUACCUGCACCAGUGGUCUUGCUUUCCCGACCAGAAUGAUGUGAUCCAAGCCAGGAAAGCCUAUGACCUGCAGAGUGAUGCCAUCUACAAAGCCGACUUGGAGUGGUUGCGUGGCAUUGGCUGGAUGCCCGAAGGGUCUCCUGAGGUACUGAGAGUCAAAAAUGCCCAGAAAAUCUUAGUAGACAGUGUGUAUCGGACACCUGUGGUGAAUCUCAAGUACACAAGUAUCGCUGACACACCUGACGUUAUCCUUGCCAGAUCUAAUGCUGAAAAUAUUAGUAUUCCAAAGUACAGAGAAGUUUGGGACAAGGAUAAAACUUCAGUCCACAUAAUGCCAGAUACUCCAGAAUUCAAUCUCGCUAGAGCCAACGCUCUUAAUGUGAGCAAUAAAAUCUACCGCGAAGGUUGGGAUGAAAUAAAGAUGAGCUGCGAUGUGCGGCUGGAUGCCAUCCCUAUCCAGGCUGCCAAGGCCUCCAGGGAGAUUGCCAGUGAUUAUAAGUACAAGCUUGACCAUGAGAAGCAGAAGGGACACUACGUGGGUGCCCCCACAGCCAGAGAUGACAACAAGAUCCGGUGGGCCCUCAUAGCUGGCAAGAUUCAGAAUGAAAGAGAGUACCGCCUGCAAUGGGCCAAAUGGAAGACCAAGUUCCAAAGCCCUGCAGAUAUGCUUUCCAUCUUGCAAUCUAAAAAAUGCCAGACGCUGGUCAGCGACAUUGAUUAUCACAAUUACCUGCACGAGUGGACGUGCUUACCUGACCAGAAUGACGUGAUUCAGGCCAAGAAAGCCUACCAGCUGCAAAGCGACGCUGUUUACAAAGCCGACUUAGAAUGGUUACGCGGGAUCGGGUGGAUGCCAAAUGAUUCUGUUUCCGUCAAUCACGCUAAACAUGCUGCGGAUAUCUUCAGUGAGAAAAAAUAUCGCACAAAAAUAGAAACUCUAGACUUUACUCCUGUGGAUGACAGAGUUGAUUAUGUGACGGCAAAGCAAAGUGGUGAGAUCCUGAAUGAUAUUAAAUACCGGAAACACUGGCAUGACACCAAAUCAAAGUACACCCUCACAGAAACCCCUCUGCUGCACAUGGCCCAGGAGGCAGGUCGGAUAUUGGACCAGUAUCUCUACAAGGAAGGCUGGGAGAAGCAAAAAGCCACAGGUUAUAUUUUGCCUCCAGAUGCUGUGCCUUUCGUUCAUGCCCAUCACUCCAGUGACGUUCAGAGUGAGCUCAAAUACAAAGCCGAACACGUAAAGCAAAGAGGUCAUUACGUGGGUGUUCCAACGAUGAGAGAUGAUCCUAAACUGGUUUGGUUUGAGCACGCAGGCCAGAUUCAGAAUGACAGACUGUACAAAGAGGACUAUCAUAAAACAAAGGCCAGAAUCCACAUACCUGCUGAUAUGGUGUCGGUGCUGGCUGCCAAGGAGGGGCAGGCCCUUGCCAGUGGUAUUGAUUACCGUAAUUACCUGCACCAGUGGACGUGCCACCCUGACCAAAAUGAUGUCAUCCAGGCAAGGAAGGCCUACGACCUACAGAGCGAUAAUGUCUACAGAGCUGACCUGGAGUGGCUCCGAGGCAUUGGCUGGAUGCCCCUGGAUUCUGUGGACCACGUGAGGGUUACGAGGAACCAGGAAAUGGUGAAUCAGAUAAAAUAUAAGAAAGAUGCUCUUGACAACUAUCCUAACUUUACAAGUGUGGUGGAUCCCCCAGCAAUUGUUUUGGCUAAGAUUAACUCAGUCAAUCAAAGUGAUGUAAAAUAUAAAGAAACAUUUAAUAAACUAUUAAAGGGCAAGUAUACAUUUUCUCCAGAUACACCACAUAUCACUCACUCCAGAGACAUGGGAAAACUCUAUAGUACCAUACUGUACAAAGGCGCAUGGGAGGGAACCAAGGCCUACGGCUACACCCUGGAUGAGCGCUAUAUUCCCAUUGUUGGAGCCAAGCAUGCUGACUUGGUGAACAGUGAGCUUAAAUACAAAGAGACCUAUGAGAAGCAGAAGGGUCACUACCUGGCUGGAAAAGAAAUAAGUGAGUUCCCUGGUGUAGUUCACUGCCUGGAUUUCCAAAAGAUGAGGAGUGUGCUGAACUACAGAAGAGAUUAUGAGGACACCAAAGCAAAUGUUCAUAUCCCCAAUGAUAUGCUGAAUCACGUGCUGGCCAAAAGGUGCCAGUACAUCCUCAGUGACCUGGAGUACCGACACUACUUCCACCAGUGGACGUCUCUCCUGGAAGAACCCAGUGUUACACGGGCCAGAAACGCGCAGGAGAUCUUGAGUGAUAAUGUGUAUAAAGAUGACUUGAACUGGCUGAAGGGCAUUGGGUGCUACGUCUGGGAUACACCACAGAUCCUCCAAGCCAAGAAAGCAUAUGACCUCCAGAGCCAGAUACAAUACACAGCAGGAGGUAAAGAAAAUCUACAAAAUUAUAACCUGGUCACUGAUACCCCACUGUAUGUGACUGCUCAUCAGAGCGGCAUUAAUGCCAGUGAGGUGAAAUAUAAGGAAAAUUAUCAUCAGAUUAAAGACAAAUAUACAACAGUUCUCAAAACAGUGGAUUAUGACAGAACCAAGAACCUGAAGAAUCUGUAUAGCAGUAACCUGUACAAGGAGGCCUGGGAUAAAGUAAAAGCUACCAGCUACAUCCUGUCUUCCAACACCAUGUCCAUGAGACAUGCCAAGAACCAGAAGCAUCUAGCCAGCAAUAUCAAAUAUCGGGAAGAAUAUGAAAAGUUCAAAGCUCUUUACACUUUACCAAGAAGUGUUGAAGAUGAUCCAAACACAGCUCGGUGUCUCAGAGUUGGCAAGUUUAACAUUGAUCGCCUGUACAGAUCGGUUUAUGAAAAGAACAAGAUGAAAAUCCACAUUGUGCCUGACAUGGUAGAGAUGGUUACUGCCAAGGACACUCAGAAGAAAGUCAGUGAGGUCGAUUACCGCCUACACCUCCAUGAGUGGAUUUGCCACCCUGACUUGCAAGUCAACAGUCACGUCAGAAAAGUCACAGAUCAGAUCAGCGAUAUUGUGUACAAGGAUGACCUCACCUGGCUGAAAGGCAUUGGCUGCUACAUCUGGGACACUCCUGAAAUUCUCCAUGCCAACCACGCAUAUGAUAUACGCAAUGAUAUCAAGUACAAAGCUCAUGCACAGAAAACCAUGAAUGACUACAAGUUGGUCACUGACACUCCAGUCUACGUCCAGGCUGUGAAAAGUGGGAAGCAACUAAGUGAUGCUGUCUACCACUACAACUACAUCCACAGUGUCAGAGGCAAAGUGGCUCCAACUACGAAAACUGUGGACCUGGACCGGGCCCUCCAUGCACACAAGCUCCAAGAUGAGAAUCUGUACCGAGGAGCUGGCCGCCGUGCCCUGCCUACUGGAUAUAGGCUUCCAGUUGACACCCGUCACUUCAAACACAGCAAGGACACCCGAUACAUGAGCAGUUAUUUCAAGUACAAAGAAGUUUAUGAACACAUCAAGGCCAAUGGGUAUACACUUGGCCCCAAUGAUGUUCCAUUUGUCAAUGUCCGGAGGGUCAACAAUGUUACCAGUGAGAGACUGUAUCGACAGUUGUACCACAAGCUGAAAGAUAAGAUUCACACAACUCCUGACACACCUGAAAUCCGCCAAGUCAAGAAGACACAAGAGGCUGUCAGUGAGUUGAUCUACAAAUCGGACUUCUUCAAGAUGCAAGGACACAUGAUCUCGAUGCCAUACACACCCCAAGUGAUCCAUUGCCGCUAUGUGGGAGACAUCACCAGUGAUAUUAAAUACAAAGAGGACUUGAGGGUCCUAAGGGGCCUGGGCUGCUUCCUGUAUGACACUCCCGACAUGGUCCGCUCCCGACACCUGAGGAAGCUCUGGUCUAAUUACCUGUACACCGAUCAUGCAAGGAAGAUUCGAGACAAAUACCAAGUGGUGCUUGACACUCCACAAUACAGAAAAGUGCAGGAACUGAAGACGCAUCUGAGUGAGCUGGUGUACAGAGCUACAGGCAGGAAGCAGAAGUCAAUCUUCACCUCUGUUCCUGAUACUCCUGAUCUCUUAAGAGCCAAACGAGGGCAGAAGCUUCAGAGUCAGUAUCUGUAUGUUGAACUUGCCACCAAAGAGAGACCCCAUCAUCAUGCCGGAAACCAGACCAGAGCCCUGAAACACGCUAAAGACGUGAAGGACAUGGUCAGCGAGACAAAGUACAAGAUUCAAUAUGAGAAGAUGAAGGACAAGUACACCCCAGUUCUAGAUACGCCAAUCCUCAUCAGAGCCAAGAAGGCUUACUGGAAUGCCAGCGAUCUACGCUACAAAGAAACAUUUCAAAAGACCAAAGGGAAAUACCACACUGUGAAGGAUGCUCUGGAUAUUGUUUAUCAUCGCAAAGUCACAGACGACAUCAGCAAAGUGAAAUACAAGGAGGCCUAUAUGAGUCAGCUGGGAAUCUGGACGUCCAUUCCUGACCGUCCUGAGCACUUCCACCAUCGGGCAGUCACUGAUGCAGUCAGCAAUAUAAAAUACAAGGAAGAUUGGACCUGGCUUAAAGGCAUUGGUUGUUAUGCCUAUGAUACCCCUGACUUCACUCUGGCUGAAAAGAACAAGACUCUCUAUAGCAAGUAUAAAUAUAAAGAAGUAUUCGAAAGGACAAAGUCAGAUUUCAAGUAUGUCCCAGAUUGUCCAAUCAAUAGGCAUUUCAAGUAUGCAACUCAAUUGAUGAAUGAGAAAAAAUACAGAUCUGAUUAUGAGAAGCGGAAAGAUAAAUACCACCUGGUAGUCGAUGAGCCUAGACAUCUGCUGGCUAAGAUCGCAGGCGACCAGAUCAGUCAGAAAAAAUAUAAAUCUAGUGCCAAGAUGUUUCUGCAACAUGGAUGUAAUGAAAUUCUUCGUCCAGACAUGUUGACUGCCCUCUACAACACACAUAUGUGGAGUCAGAUCAAAUACAGGAAAAACUAUGAAAAAUCAAAGGACAAAUUCACCUCGGUUGUGGACACCCCAGAACACUUGCGUACUACAAAAGUCAACAAACAGAUCAGUGAUAUACUUUAUAAGUUGGAAUACAACAAGGCCAGGCCCAGAGGCUACACCACCAUCCACGACACGCCCAUGCUGCUGCAUGUCCGAAAGGUCAAGGAUGAAGUCAGCGAUCUGAAAUACAAAGAAGUUUACCAAAGAAAUAAAUCCAACUGCACCAUUGUGCCCGACGCUGUCCAUAUCAAAGCAGCCAAGGAUGCCUACAAAGUCAACACCAAUCUGGACUACAAGAAGCUGUACGAAGCCAGCAAAGCCCAUUGGAGGUGGAUCCCCGACAGACCGGACUUCAUCCAGGCCGCCAAGUCAUCCCUGCAGCAAAGCAAUUUUGAAUAUAAGCUGGACCGAGAGUUCCUCAAGGGUUGCAAGAUUUCUGUCACUGAUGAUAAAGACAUGGUGCUGGCGCUGAAGAAUUCCUUAAUAGAAAGUGAUCUGAAAUACAAAGAAAAACACGUAAAGGAAAGAGGAACCUGUCAUGCUGUGCCUGACACUCCUCAGAUCCUCCUGGCAAAGACCGUCAGCAAGCUGGUGUCUGAGAACAAGUACAAGGACUACGUCAAGAAGCACUUGGCCCAGGGCUCAUACACAACACUGCCGGAGACCCGGGACACUGUUCACGUCAAGGAAGUGACCAAGCAUGUCAGUGAUACAAAUUACAAAAAGAAGUUUGUCAAGGAGAAAGGGAAGUCCAACUACUCCAUCAUGCUGGAGCCCCCGGAGGUGAAGCACGCUAUGGAGGUGGCCAAGAAGCAGAGUAACGUCGCUUACAAAAAAGACGCCAAAGAAAACCUGCAUUACACCACCGUGGCCGAUCGGCCAGACAUCAAGAAGGCCACACAGGCCGCCAAACAGGCCAGCGAGGUGGAGUACAGAGCCAAGCACCGCAAGGAAGGCAGCCAUGGGCUAAGCAUGCUCGGCCGCCCAGACAUUGAAAUGGCCAAGAAGGCCGCCAAGCUCAGCAGCCAGGUUAAAUACCGUGAAAAUUUCGACAAAGAGAAGGGCAAGACACCAAAAUACAAUCCCAGAGACAGCCAGCUCUACAAAGUCAUGCAAGAUGCUAACAAUCUUGCGAGCGAGGUUAAGUACAAGGCUGACCUGAAGAAACUCCACAGACCUGUGACUGACAUGAAGGAAUCCCUGAUAAUGAACCACGUCCUAAGUACAAGCCAACUUGCCAGCUCUUACCAGUACAAGAAGAAAUAUGAGAAGAGUAAAGGCCAUUACCACACCAUACCCGAUAAUCUGGAGCAGCUCCACCUAAAAGAGGCCACAGAGUUGCAGAGCAUAGUGAAAUACAAAGAAAAGUAUGAAAAGGAACGAGGAAAACCCAUGUUGGACUUUGAAACACCAACGUACAUCACCGCCAAGGAGUCUCAGCAGAUGCAAAGUGGGAAAGAAUAUAGGAAAGAUUAUGAAGAGACCAUUAAAGGCAGAAACCUGACUGGCCUGGAGGUCACACCAGCUUUAUUACAUGUCAAAUAUGCAACCAAAAUAGCCAGCGAGAAAGAGUACAGGAGAGAUCUGGAGGAAAGCAUCCGUGGGAAAGGUCUCAGUGAAAUGGAAGAUACACCUGACAUGCUAAGAGCAAAGAACGCCACUCAGAUCCUCAAUGAGAAAGAAUAUAAGAGAGACCUGGAGCUGGAAGUGAAAGGAAGAGGCCUGAAUGCCAUGGCCAACGAAACUCCUGACUUUAUGAGGGCCAAGAAUGCGACUGAUAUUGCCAGUCAGAUUAAGUAUAAGCAAUCAGCAGAAAUGGAAAAAGCCAAUUUCACUUCUGUGGUUGAUACUCCAGAAAUCAUUCAUGCCCAACAAGUUAAGAACCUUUCAAGCCAGAAAAAGUACAAGGAAGAUGCGGAGAAGUGCAUGUCGUAUUACGAGACCGUUUUGGACACCCCAGAGAUACAGCGAGUCCGGGAGAACCAGAAGAACUUCAGCCUUCUCCAGUACCAGUGUGACCUUAAAAACAGUAAGGGAAAAAUCACAGUUGUUCAAGACACACCAGAAAUACUGCGGGUUAAAGAAAAUCAAAAGAAUUUCAGCUCGGUUUUAUAUAAAGAGGACCUCUCACCAGGAACAGCAAUUGGAAAGACACCAGAGAUGCUGAGAGUGAAGCAAACACAGGACCACAUUAGCUCGGUGAAGUAUAAGGAAACAGUUGGACAAGGAACUCCAGUCCCUGACCUGCCUGAAGUAAAACGCAUCAAGGAGAUGCAGAAGCACAUCAGCUCGGUUAUGUACAAAGAAAAUCCAGGAACAGGCAUUCCAACCCCUGUCACUCCAGAGAUUGAGAGAGUGAAACGCAACCAAGAGAACUUCAGCUCGGUUUUGUACAAAGAAAAUUUGGGGAAAGGAACCCCAACCCCUGUCACUCCAGAGAUGGAGAGAGUCAAACGCAAUCAAGAGAACUUUAGCUCGAUUUUGUACAAAGAGAACUUGAGCAAGGGGACGCCCCUCCCUGUCACUCCUGAGAUGGAGCGAGUCAAACGCAAUCAAGAAAACUUUAGCUCGGUGUUGUACAAAGAGAACCUCGGGAAGGGCAUCCCAAUUCCCAUCACUCCAGAGAUGGAGAGAGUCAAACACAAUCAAGAAAACUUUAGUUCGGUGCUAUACAAAGAAAACCUGGGCACAGGAAUUCCAGUUGCCAGCACUCCUGAGAUGCAGAGAGUCAAAUACAAUCAAGAAAACCUUAGCUCGGUGCUAUACAAAGAAAACCUGGGCAAGGGAACCCCUUUACCUGUCACUCCAGAGAUGGAGAGAGUCAAACACAAUCAAGAAAAUAUUAGCUCGAUUUUGUACAAAGAGAAUGUGGGGAAAGCCACCCCAACCCCUGUCACUCCAGAGAUGCAGAGAGUCAAACGCAAUCAAGAGAACAUUAGCUCGGUGUUAUACAAAGAGAACCUGGGGAAAGCGACUCCCACACCCAUCACUCCUGAGAUGGAAAGAGUCAAACGCAAUCAAGAAAACUUUAGCUCGGUAUUGUACAAAGAGAAUAUGAGAAAAGCAACUUCGACACCUGUUACUCCAGAGAUGGAGAGAGCUAAGCGCAACCAAGAAAACAUUAGCUCGGUUCUUUACUCCGACAGCUUCCGGAAACAAAUACAAGGCAAAGCUGCCUACGUCUUGGACACCCCAGAGAUGAGGCGGGUGAGGGAGACCCAGCGCCACAUCUCAACGGUGAAAUACCACGAAGACUUCGAGAAACACAAGGGUUGCUUCACGCCAGUGGUGACGGACCCUAUCACUGAGCGAGUGAAGAAGAACACACAGGAUUUCAGUGACAUCAACUACCGAGGCAUUCAGAGAAAAGUGGUAGAGAUGGAACAAAAACGGAAUGACCAGGAUCAGGAGACUAUUACAGGUCUACGUGUCUGGCGUACUAAUCCUGGCUCAGUGUUUGACUAUGAUCCAGCAGAAGACAACAUUCAGUCCCGAAGCUUACACAUGAUUAAUGCCCAAGCUCAGCGCCGGAGCCGGGAACAGUCGCGGUCCGCCAGUGCGCUGAGCAUCAGUGGUGGCGAGGAGAAGUCUGAGCAUUCGGAAGCAGCCGACCACCACCUCUCCACCUACAGUGACGGGGGCGUCUUCUUCUCUGCAACCUCAGCAGCUUACAAACAUGCAAAAACCACAGAGCUCCCACAGCAACGCUCAUCUUCAGUUGCCACCCAACAGACAACAGUAUCCUCUAUCCCAUCUCAUCCAUCUACUGCUGGGAAAAUCUUCCGUGCCAUAUAUGACUAUAUGGCUGCUGAUGCAGACGAGGUGUCCUUCAGAGAUGGAGAUGCUAUUGUAAAUGUUCAAGCUAUUGAUGAAGGUUGGAUGUAUGGCACUGUACAGAGGACUGGCAGGACCGGCAUGCUCCCAGCCAACUACGUGGAAGCUAUUUAGGUAUUCCAAAGCAUCACACCUGCCUGGAGGACCUACAAAUCCUGCAGUCAGUAUUUCAGUUUAGACUCUCCAUUGUUAUCCAUGCUCUCAAUCUGCCUGUUUUUCUGUGUAUGAUUUAUAGUUGUACUGUCCCAUUUCUAUAUGAACCCCAAUACUUCACUGGAAAAGCAGAUGUUUGUAUCACUAAUCUGUCCAGUUAUUAAGCUAAAUUUACUUCAUUAUUUUUUGGACUUGCACAUUAAAUUUAAGAGACAUUAAAUCCAUAGGGUCAUUUUUUAAAUUGCCAUCAACUUUUCCUUUGGGUUUUAUAAUAAGCUUAAUUUCAGAAGACAUUUAAAAAUUUUCUGCAAUUAUUAUAUUGUUGCUGUAUCAACCCAGUCUUUCUGCAUUAUGAAAAUGUUAACAUUAUUUCUUUUCUAAAACAAGGAUUCUGAACAUUUAAACAAGAAAAAAAUAGUCACCUUUUCCUUGCUUACUGAAUGCUGAUGCUUUUAUUUCUACUCUAGUUCUUAAGUUAUUAAGCUUUUAGUCAAUAUAAACUGGUGAUAAGCUAUAACUAAUAAAAUCUGUAAUUCUGCAACAAACA
Messenger RNA from Manis pentadactyla (Chinese pangolin), 24848 nucleotides. RefSeq names its product nebulin (gene NEB). Gene Ontology annotation, molecular function: actin filament binding. The record is from RefSeq and is a predicted model, not a curated record. Gene Ontology annotation, biological process: cardiac muscle thin filament assembly. Bases 218 to 24262 code for a protein of 8014 amino acids. Gene Ontology annotation, cellular component: Z disc. The transcript is spliced from 176 exons. Lineage: Eukaryota; Metazoa; Chordata; Mammalia; Pholidota; Manidae.